AAAAAAAAAAAAAAAAUUGAAUAUAUAAAAGUCCCUUUUUUUUUUUUUUUCCUUCAUUCUUUACUUUUUCUUUUCAUCAUCUCCUUCUUUUGUUGACAAUGGGCAAAAAUAUGAAUCAAUCACUUGUGAAUAUGUCUUAUGUGGCGCCUAAACCAUUAAAUCUUCAAGGAGGUCAAUGUUCAUGGUGUGGUAAAUAUGGUCACAAGCGUAUUAUUUGUCCUCUUUUGAAGUAAUCAUCCACCCAUUCAUUACUAUACAUCAUCGGUCUGAUUAUCAACAUCAACCAAUCAUCAUCAUUUGUUAUCUUCAUGCUUCAUCAAUAUAAUCAUCAUUAUCAUUGCAAUUCAUUAUUAUAAGCAACGUUAGGCAAUACAGCAUCUUUACAACGAAAAAAAAAAAGUUUCUCUUACCUAUGAUAUUUCUCUUUUUUUAUUUUAUUUUUUAUUAUCUAUGUAUAUCCCACACUUCAUGUAUAUAUAAGCAUUUUUUUCCUUUUAUGAUGAUGAUGAUGAUCCUCAUCGUGUUUUUUUAUCGUAUCAACUUUAUCAAUAAAUCGUAUCAACUUUAUCAAUGAA
Halteromyces radiatus is the source of this 575-nucleotide messenger RNA. RefSeq lists its product as uncharacterized. The record is from RefSeq and is a predicted model, not a curated record. NCBI's taxonomy places the organism in Eukaryota, Fungi, Mucoromycota, Mucoromycetes, Mucorales, Cunninghamellaceae. Bases 413 to 574 code for a protein of 53 amino acids. The transcript is spliced from 2 exons.